Messenger RNA from Aspergillus sclerotioniger CBS 115572, 717 nucleotides. Its product is annotated as putative histone h1.3. The record is from RefSeq and is a predicted model, not a curated record. Lineage: Eukaryota; Fungi; Ascomycota; Eurotiomycetes; Eurotiales; Aspergillaceae. The transcript has 3 exons. The coding region runs from base 1 to 717 and encodes 238 amino acids.
AUGUCAACCCCAAAGUCGAACAAACCUGAAGGCCUUAUGGGGCUGAGUUUAGCCGAGGCCAGAAUGAUUCUUCUGGGCGUGCUGAGCAGCGAUGACGCUGGUAAAGUUGACUUUGAUAAGAUGGCCCUUCUGGGAGGCUACAAGAACGCGCCAUCCGCCAGCACCCUCUACCGCAAUGCCAAGCGCAAGCUCCUCUCCGAAAACGCCGGCAACCAAGACGGUACAACCUCUACUCCUUCCAAGGGCCCCGCUGCCACCCCCAAGAAAACCCCCGCGAAGCGCAAGAAGGGCAAAGCCGAUGAAGAGGAUGGCGAAGUCGCUACCGGGGCUAGUCCCGCUCCCCCCAAGCCAAAGCGACAGAAGGCGACUGGAACCCCCAAGACCCCACGCGCCGGCAACAAGGCUGUAAAGACCGAAGAUGAAAACAGCACCCUCGAACCAUCCACUCCAAUCCAGAUGAGAGCCGCCGUGCAGAAAGAAGCGAAAAGCGAAGUGAAGGCCGUGAAGAAGGAAGACUCUUCGGACACCGACGCCUACUACGAUGAUCUCAUCAAGAAGGAAGACGACCGCUCCGAUACGGAAGAGCUCAUGGAUGCCAGCCAGCUCAGUCGUGAAUUCACUGCCAUGGAAGAAGGCCAGGCUGACUCCAAGGCUGACUCCAAGAGUGUUUCCAAGGACGGUUCCAAGGAUGGCCCCAAGAAUGACUCCAAUGAGUGA